Neurospora crassa OR74A is the source of this 2399-nucleotide messenger RNA. RefSeq names its product endoglucanase EG-1 (gene gh7-2). Bases 604 to 1932 code for a protein of 442 amino acids. The transcript has 2 exons. The record is from RefSeq and is a predicted model, not a curated record. Gene Ontology annotation, molecular function: hydrolase activity, hydrolyzing O-glycosyl compounds. Gene Ontology annotation, biological process: carbohydrate metabolic process. NCBI's taxonomy places the organism in Eukaryota, Fungi, Ascomycota, Sordariomycetes, Sordariales, Sordariaceae.
AGGCUCCCCCGACAUGAUCUCCGUUCUCGGUGCUCAAUCCCGGAUCUUCGUUCCCCGCGUCAUCAACUUGUUCCAAUUUUGACAGCUUGGCACGACGUUGAACCAUAGCUUUCAAAGAAUGGCGCUCCGGAAUCAAGAGUUAUUCUGCUCGUCACCCACUAGGAAGUCAGCAUAAAGACGGCUUGACUGGUUCCGGGCGGCUCGCGGCAGCAAGUAUCCCGUUUGCUUUUAUCCUCCGAUUUAUCCACCCGAGAAUCAGACUUGCCAAUCAUCAUCCAAGAUUUGGGGGACCAAUUCUCCAGGAACACGCGGUGCUAUAAGUGGAAUGCGACCACGAGAGCCGAUUCACGCCAAGGAGUGCAAAGUGUAGAGAAUAGGAUACAGAACAACAAGACACUAUGGCAGCACUUCGCUACCGGCUCUUUGCUGCCGACGGCCGGGAGAAGGAAACAGAGAUCCAUCACAAAGGGCCAAGAUAAAGAAGAUUGGAAACAUCCUCUACAAGUCCGCAUUUGCGAUAUAAACCGGCCGCGCCAUGUGCUCUUCCGACAUGUCUUCCAUCUCAAGCAAAGGCGAGCUUUGUUCUGCUCAAGCCCCAAGACCAUGUCACGAAGGAUUCUCUUGUCGGCCUUGCUGGUCGCCGCCGUGUCCGCUCAACAGCCAGGCAAACUGACACCCGAAGUUCAUCCCAAACUUCCAACAUGGGCGUGUACCGUUGCCGACGGCUGUAUCCAGAAGGACACAUCCUUGGUCCUCGACUCUGACUACAGAUGGGUACACACGGACGACUACACCAACUGCAAGGUCAACGGUCUUAACCCAGCCGUAUGUCCCGACGUUGAGACAUGUGCUGCCAACUGUAACCUCGAGGGCGUCGACUACACUGGAUCCGGGAUUCACACCAACGGUAGCGAGCUUACCCUGAAUCUCUUUGUCAACCGGACCGACGGUACCACUAGUCUUGUCUCCCCGCGAGUCUACCUCCUUGCCAACGAGACGACCUACGACAUGUUCUCGCUCCUAGACAAAGAGUUUACCUUUGACGUGGACGUCAGCAAGCUCCCAUGCGGAACCAAUGGAGCUCUUUACUUCAGCGAGAUGCUUGCCAAUGGAGGCAAGAGCGCGCUGAACCCAGCCGGCGCAAGCUAUGGCACGGGCUACUGUGAUGCCCAGUGCCCUACUCCAGCAUUCAUCAACGGCGAGGCCAACCUCGAAUCCUACGGCGCCUGCUGCAACGAAAUGGACAUCUGGGAAGCCAAUUCCCGCGCCACCGCCUUCACUCCUCAUCCCUGCAACGUCACCGCGCUCUACAAGUGCUCCGGCGAUCUCUGCGGUCGUACCGACAAGUACCAAUCCGUCUGCGACAAGGACGGCUGCGACUACAACCCCUACCGCCUCGGUGACCACCCUUACUACGGUCGCGGCGAGGGCAACAAAAUCGACACCACCCGCCCUUUCACCGUGGUCACUCAGUUCUUCAGCAAUACGACGAGCGCCGGGGAGAAGGAAUUGUCGGCCAUUAAGCGGCUGUACCUCCAAGAUGGCAAACUGAUCAGCACCUCUACCAUCGCCGUGCCUGGUUUCGAUUCAACGAGCGAUACCAUCACCGACGAUUAUUGCGCCAAGAACAAGCAGAUCUUUGGGGGAGUCAACGCCUUUGCCAACCAGGGCGGACUUCGACAGAUGGGCGAGGCGCUGGAUCGGGGCAUGGUUCUGGUUUUCAGCGUGUGGCAUGAUGCGGGAAGCGCGAUGAAGUGGCUGGAUGGGACGUUUCCUCCCGGUGCUGAUCCGGAGACACAGCCUGGGACAGAAAGAGGCCCGUGUUUGCCAGGGGAAGGGCAUGCGGAUGAUAUCCAGAGGGACGCGAGCUGGACGGAAGUCAAGUUUAGUAAUGUGAAGAGUGGGGAGAUUGGGUCGACUUUUGAAGCUUGAAGGGAACGGCCAAGGGGAGGCAAAAGGAACAUGGCUGACCGUCAUGAGCCACUGGUUGCUGUUCUGGUGUUGUUCAAGAGGGCUUGGUGUUGAAGCUCUACACUGAUGUCUUCUGGGGACUUCCAUCUCUAUCGACCGCAGAUAUCACAACAAUAUACCGCGCAGCAUUUUCAAAGAUCAUGUCCAUAGCAGUGCUGCUUUGUGCCCCUGUACGAAGUGAAAAUCCGUCCUUCAUUUCGAUAUUCUGCUUCCAGUUCUCAGGACGCCCGUCUCCUCGGCACGACUCUUUCUUCAACAUCGAUCUCACAUCACGAUCACCGUCCAUUUCAUUACGGCCUAUAAUCGUGGCAGCACUGUCCUUACCAGCGCUCUUAGGGUGACAGUAAGUUGAACAGUUGAUCAUCCUGAAUCUUCGCUCAUCAGAAUCACAUUGAACAGAUUGCUAUCCACGAGCUUAGAUCCUGAUU